CGGCCGGCGUGCAACGCCCCCACCUCUAGUCGGUGUGCGCGCUGGUUUGUGUCAUGGUCACCGCUUCGGUCGUGUGAUCAUGUGUGUUGUUGGUGUUUAUCGUGGUGUCGUCGUGCGGUGUGAGUGAGCCAACUCUCAUGAAUGCAGCGAGUGCGGCAUUCGGCACAACCAGCGGCAAGCCGACUGGAGACCGCUGAGAUCGCCGAGGCUUUAGGCUUACGCACGGGCUGAGCCGCGACCGAGUUUUACUCCACCGCGCAGCAUGGGAGACAGCGGCAAGCCGACGGCGCGCCCGCCGAGCGCACGCCCCGUGCCUAUGAAGCUGUUCGCCGCCUGGGAGGUGGACAAGACGACGCCCAAUUGCAUACCCAGGCAAUGUUCCUUCACUCUGACUCGCCUGCUACUGCUGCGACCACUGGGCGGCGAGGUUUCUGCAAUCAGCAUCGCCGUCAAGAUGCAGAGCUCCAAGCGGACCCUGCGCUCCAAUGACAUUCAAGUGCCCAACAGUGGACUGCUCGACACGGAGCUUGACCUUUCCUUCUCCCUUCAGUACCCACACCUGCUCAAGGGGAGCAGCAGUGGUGCCAACCAGUUGCUUGUGACGCUACAGCGGCGCAAGCGAUACAAGAACCGCGCCAUGCUCGGCUACAAGACUAUCGCCACGGGUGCCAUCAACAUGUCGGAGGUUCUGCAGCGCCCAAUGGAUCGUGAGCUGGAACUGCUUGUCUCUGAGGACUCUGGAGGCGGUGUAGGGGGGGCUCCAACAGCAGUGGGCCGGGUCCAGCUAGACUCCCUGAGCAGCCAGCCGGUGGAGCAAGAGCUCAAGGCCACUGGGCAGCACGAUGCGGAGCGGUCAGCCACGGAUGAGGAAUCGUCAUCGUCGUCCAAUGAAGAGGCGAGUGACAGUGAGGCAGCGGGUGAUGAACCGCACAAUGAAGAGGCCCUGCUGCGCUGUCGUCGGCGAUCAUCGCAAAUGCGCAAGAGAAACAUCAAGCAGAAGUUCAUAGCCCUGCUGAAGAAGUUCCGGGUGCCGGACGCUGAGGCAUUCGGCACGGAUCCGGGACUGGAGCAGGAACUGCUGGAAAAGCCUGGCCUGCAGGAGCUGCUCCUGGACGAGCUGGGGCUGUCAGAGGAAGACAGUGGGGGUGGUGAGGACGACCUGAGCCUGUGCUCGUCAACGCCCAAGCCUAGCCUCAGGCCUUUUUUCUCCUCGGCCACAUUAGUGCCGCUCGCCGACGACUCGAGGGGUCAGGACUCUGACAGUAUACAGGACACAGAUGAGGAGAGCCCACUUGCCCAAGAGGCAGUGCCGCCACCACCAACACCCCGGGAAGAUGCAGCCGGGGUGCAGCGUGUGCUGGAACAGUUGUCGCGCCUCCUGCCGCCCGAAGAGUCUGCGCUGCCCGAGAAGCUGAUUCUGGCCGAAGCGCCGCUGCCGCGUCCACUGCCUGCACUGCCCGUACUGGUCCUGGGCAGUGACGACCUGCGCGCUGCCUUCGGGGCUCUCAUAGGUCGUUUGCAAAAGUUCUGCCACUGCAAUGCGCGGCCCCCCGGCACAAUUCGUGUCGGGGUCCUUGGUUCGGAGACCUUCCUCUCUGCACUGGUGCGCCUCUAUGUCGAGCAGCUGUCGGCGAAACCACCUGAGUGGCAGGCCUACCUGCGCUUCUUCCCCAUGCCUGCCACCUCCUCUGGAUCAGCAAGUGGGCCGUUGUUGCGGCACCUGUGCGCCGUAGACAAUUGCUACUCCUCCCAGUUUGCAGAAGGCUGGCUGGAUGAGGCCGAGCAGCGGGCGGCCGACUACCUGUCCUUAGCACACGCCACGCUGCAGCUGCCCAUUGCCGAAGCCAUGAUCAACCAUCGGCCACCGAACAGCUCAGAAGAUGAGUCCAACCAAGUGUUUGUGCCCUUUAUUAGUGACGUCAAGAUUGGUGUUGCCGAAGGAGUAGGGGGAAGCUCGGUGGAUGCGGAGGAAUGCCUGGGUAGCUCUCCGCCAGCUGCCGAGAGCACGACACCGCCGUCAUCGCCCAGCAUAGGAGGCUCUGCUGUGGCCACAGCAGCCCAAAUGACCACCUCUGUGACGGGGGGUAGCACGUGGAGUCCAUGCGAGGCCAUCGAACUCCAGCUGGACUAUUGGACUCUGCAGCGAAAAGGGGGCGCUGAACCCUGCCGUUUCUCCCUCAAGGGGGCCUUCAGAUCCCUGCAGGUCUGGCGGCUGGCAGUCUCUGAGGUGCUUGGACCUUGCCUAAGCCUGAGCUAUGUCACAAGAGAGAAGAAACAAAAAAUUAUGCGCCUGGGCAAAAAGAAGGAAGGCGAGCGAGAGGCAAGGCGCUGCCAGCAAGUGGAAGGGGUGCAGCGGCUGAUUUGCUCCUGUCGGAACCUCCAACCACCCCUCAGAGUGUCCAUCGAUGGCGUGGAGUGGACGGGUGUCAAGUUUUUCCAGCUGAGUGCCCAGUGGCAGACGCACAUCAAAUACUUUCCCAUUGGCCUCUAUGUCGCCCCUGAGGCGGCCCACUGACCACCCCUCUCUCCCUUCCACCAGAUAGAUUCUGGCCCCUAUUUAUUGAGUAGCCUAUUUAUUGCCCCCUCAGCACCUGUUAGUGUUAAUCGUUCCCCCUCCCCUCCCUCCCACGUGAUCCUCCUCUGCUACUAUCUCAGUCUGCUGUUGUGUGUUUUGUACAUUGCUUUGGAAGCGUACACUGAUUCAUCUCCUCGAGAUACCCCCAUUUCGUGAGCAGCCGUCCAGUGUGCGAUGCUGCGAGCGGUGUAGUUCAGUGUGUGUGCAGCGCCAUCUAAUAAGAGUCGAGGAAAAGGUCGGGGCUGGGGUGCUGGCCACGCACAAUAGCGAUUGAAUAAAACGAUUGUGUACAUUA
Molecule: messenger RNA, 2870 nt
Organism: Rhipicephalus microplus (southern cattle tick)
Lineage: Eukaryota; Metazoa; Arthropoda; Arachnida; Ixodida; Ixodidae
Gene: KrT95D
Product: phosphofurin acidic cluster sorting protein KrT95D
Biological process (GO): protein localization to plasma membrane
Source: RefSeq, a predicted model, not a curated record